Molecule: messenger RNA, 2527 nt
Organism: Rhincodon typus (whale shark)
Lineage: Eukaryota; Metazoa; Chordata; Chondrichthyes; Orectolobiformes; Rhincodontidae
Exons: 8
Coding region: 100-2046 (648 amino acids)
Biological process (GO): regulation of apoptotic process
Source: RefSeq, a predicted model, not a curated record
GUUACAGAUAUCAAACGUGGACCAACAGGUAUGUCUUCUUAUGUCACCCAAACCACAGGAAUACAUUGAUAGCAGAAACUACAAAAACAAGCAAAUAUUAUGUGUCAGCGGCUUGGACACCUGGUUAUUCCCAUAGCCAUGAGGUUAUUCUCCGAUGAAAUGAUUUCGCAGUAUGAACUCGACAUUGUGCAGGGGCAAACAACAGCUUACGGUCAAGCCCAGCGAUUGAUUAAUAUCUGCCUGCAGAAAGGAGAGCGUUCCUGUCGGAAACUCUAUGAAGCUCUACAUGAGGAAGACACAAUCCUGGCAGAAGAUAUCAAUGCUCCUUAUGAGAGGGAACCAGCAUUUCCUAUCCAGCUACAGCAAGAUACGGAGCAACUCCCUUUGUUAUCGUCUCCUGCUCCUGCUCCAGAAGAGGAAACGGAGCCAGUAUCAUCUUGGUUGCAAGAUUUGAAGCUGAAGUGUGGAUAUGGUGAAGAAAUUCAGCUGCAACAAAUAGAGAAAGAGCUCGUUAGAGAGGCGCUGACAUUGCUCCAGUUGGAAAAUGGCAGGGGCAUGUCAUUAAAUGUUUGUGAAUUUGGCCUAUUGCUGGGACUACCACGGAAAGUUGUCCAGGACUGCCUCUUUGAGCUUGAAAGUGCCGAAGAUUUUCAUCAGCUUGCUGCAGUGAUCCACGUUUUCAUGGAAAAAACCAAUGAUGCAGAGAGACUAAGGCAAAGGAUGGCUACUGCUAAUAGAUAUCGUUUAUUGCUGUCACGACGAGCAAAAUUGUUGUUGAAGCUUCUUCAAAGUGGCCUCGAUGAUAACUAUCACAGAGAAAAAUUCCCACAGCAGUUCAGCAACAUCUGUCUUUUCAUUCUGAGGGACUGCCUGGCUGAGGCUGAAGAAGAUGCUUCUGAGAUAUCAACUCUGAAUAUUCUGGGAUGUCUUCAGAGACUGGAAAGGAAUGGCUCUGUGGAUGUUACAGUUCUCAAGGAACUCAGUGAACUAUGGAUGGAAGGAACAGUGGAAAACCUCUGCAGAAGUAUCCCAUUUAUUGCUCAGCUUAUCAGAGACCUUUUCCCUCACUUGGACACAAUGGAGUUUGAUGCAGUUCCUGUACGGAGAGGUGUUUAUCGUUGCCAACAGCGAGCAGUCAGGCGCAUUACCAGCUUCAAAGGACUUCCAGCAAGAAUCAUUCAGAAAGUGAUGGAACCCAAAUCUGUAGUGUUGGCAAGUGAGGAAAGAAUAAUCUUUGGAAACCGGGAGCUGGUAGCUGGAGAAUUUACACAGCUUUGUCUGAAAACUGCUCAAAUUCUUCAGCAGCUCCAGGACUACCAGUGCAAUGAGGUGACAUCAAAGCACAGAAGACACUUAGACAAACAGGAUAUCGGAAAGGAAAUCAGGAGGAUUUUGGCUACCGAAGACUUUGGGCGCAAUUCCUUUGACUCUUGUAUGAAGGCACGGCUUCUGUCACUGGUUGAGUUUGAUCCUAUUUUCUACAAUGAGCCACUGUUUCUGAUGCUUCAUUAUGACAGCUUCAUUUCCUUAGCUGAAUACUUAAAGGCUAAUGACGCACACUGUUUUCAGUUUGUUUUCGAAGAGGUUCACAUGUAUCAAUGUGAUGCAAAGUUUCACAGUGUGCGGAGUGUGUGGGGUCCCGUGAUGAUUGACCAAGGUGUAGAGCAGGUAUUCCAGUUUUCCACCUCUGAUCGUGCUUCCUUUUUGGUCUGGCUUCAUUGCAGAGGUUACAGGGAUGGUCAGUAUUUUCAAUGCAAUCAGCCACUCACGUACAAGCUGUCACACCUAUCUGCCAGUUUGCAACAGGAAGCCGAGAAAGCUGGUGCAGUGGUUGCCAAACAGGCUGGCGCAACCUUGCUCCGGGACAUUUCUGAUGGAGGUUUGAAGGAAAUUGCAAAGAAGAUUGUUCAGAGUUCUGAUGGGACUACAGAAACAGGAAACUGUUGCUUCCUCAUCAACUCAUGGAGUACAAAGUGUGAAAUUAGGCUCCUUUACAAGGAUGACACAAUAACUGCAUCAGUAGGAAGCGAUGCAGACAUUCACUGACCUAUGAAUUGCCAUAAAACCCUCUUCAUUGACUGCAGGUUGGUGGACAGUGAAAUGGAGUUUCAAUCAGGUUGGGGUAUCCUCUGAUGAGCAGCCUUUCAGUGUGACCUUGUGCUAAAUUCCUGCCUGUUACAUUAUUUGGAAGUAGGCAUUCAGCCAUUUAACCAAACCUUUGGCUACUGGUUUUGUUGAAUAAAUAACCAGGGCUCCAGUUGGAAAGCUACCAAUGCUAUGAUGAUAUAGGUGGGAAAUGGAACUGUCCAGUAUGCACACUUUGGGCCAAAUGGCUUCAGUCUGUACUGUAAUGACUAUAACUCUCACCCCAUUUCUGCUUUACCCUCGCUCUCUGACCUGCACAGGACUCUGAACUUGUUUCAGCUCCAACUUGCCGAUUAAAGAGUGCUGAAUUGUAGAUCCCUGAUAUUUGCAAUGGGUUGUUUGACACCGAAGGUAAUAUGUCUAAAAGUUAGAAUCUUUUAAA